AUGUACAAAAUCAACUGCAAAAUCAUAGUACAAGCAGGACCAUUUUGGAAUUCAGCGUCCUUCAACACAGAGACGUCCUACCUGCAUUUCCCCACCUUCUAUGGAGAGCUCAGCGCAGAUGUCUCAUUUUUUUUUAAAACUACUGCUUCCUCAGGAGUGUUUUUAGAAAAUCUGGGAAUUCAAGACUUCAUAAGGAUAGAGUUAUACUCUCCAUCUGAGGUGAUUUUUUCAUUCGAUGUUGGAAAUGGACCUAGUGAAGUUACAGUGAAAUCACCUAUUUCCUUAAAUGACAACCAAUGGCAUUAUGUGAAGGCUGAGCGGAACAUCAAAGAAGCAUCCUUACAAGUUGAUCAACUUCCUCAAAGGUUUCACAGUGCUCCACCUGAUGGGCAUAUUCGCUUGCAGCUCAACAGCCAGCUUUUUGUAGGUGGGACAGCAUCGAGGCAGAAAGGAUUUUUGGGAUGCAUUCGUUCAUUACAGUUGAAUGGAAUAGCCCUUGACCUGGAAGAGAGAGCAAAGAUAACACCAGGAGUUGAACCAGGCUGUCCUGGACAUUGUAGCAGCUAUGGUAACUUGUGUCACAACGGUGGAAAAUGUAAAGAGAAAUACAGUGGAUUCUCCUGUGACUGCACUUUCUCUGCCUAUGCUGGGCCAUUCUGUAAGAAAGAGGUCUCUGCCUAUUUUGGGACUGGCACUUCUGUGACAUACAAUUUCCAAGAAUACUACAUGUUAGCUAAAAAUUCCAGUUCUCAUGCUUCUUCUUUCUACGCUGACAUGACACUGAACAGGGAAGCAAUUACAUUUGCCUUCCGAACAACACGGACACCGAGCUUACUGUUUUAUGUCAGCUCCUUCUACAAGGAAUACCUCUCAGUCAUUCUCACCAGAAAUGGAAGUUUACAGAUCAGGUACAAGCUAGACAGCCAUCAAGAUCCUGAUGUCUUCAGCAUCAAUAUCAAAAGCAUGGCUGAUGGACAACUGCAACACGUGAAGAUUAACAGAGAGGAGGAAAUGCUCUUUGCAGAGGUUAACCAGAAUGAAAGAAUGAACUUUAUUCUGUCUUCAGGAACAGAAUUCAAUGCAAUCAAGUCUCUUACGCUUGGCAAGAUUUUAGAAAACAGCGAUAUAGAUGAGGAGACUAUGAAGGCAAACUCUCAGGGGUUUAUUGGAUGUCUCUCUUCAGUGCAGUUCAACCACAUUGCUCCUUUGAAGGCUGCACUGCACCACAGCAGCUCAGCCCCUGUCAUUGUAAAGGGACGCUUCACUGAAUCCAACUGCGGUACUUUAACUGGAGCUGACUCAACAUCAAGUCAAACAACCCGUUCAUUUGCAGAUCACUCUGGACCGAUAGAUGGGGGAGAGCCCCUAGCUAAUGCAAUCAGAAGUGACUCUGCAAUUAUUGGAGGUGUAAUAGCGGUCGUGAUAUUCGUCCUACUUUGCAUCACUGCUGUAGCCAUACGUGUUUAUAAAAAAAAAGGCAUAUACUCAAAAAAUGGGGCUAAAGGAACUGAAAAUGAAGACAGUGCUGAAUCUGCGCUGAAAAGUGAGCUCAGCAUGCAAAACACAGCCAAUGAAAAUCAAAAGGAAUACUUCUUCUGA
This is a messenger RNA of Pterocles gutturalis (yellow-throated sandgrouse), 1599 nucleotides long. Its product is annotated as contactin-associated protein-like 4. NCBI's taxonomy places the organism in Eukaryota, Metazoa, Chordata, Aves, Pterocliformes, Pteroclidae. Bases 1 to 1599 code for a protein of 532 amino acids. The record is from RefSeq and is a predicted model, not a curated record. The transcript is spliced from 10 exons.